Messenger RNA from Mercurialis annua (annual mercury), 1077 nucleotides. Its product is annotated as F-box/FBD/LRR-repeat protein At5g22660-like. The record is from RefSeq and is a predicted model, not a curated record. The transcript has a single exon. The coding region runs from base 22 to 1077 and encodes 351 amino acids. Gene Ontology annotation, molecular function: protein binding. NCBI's taxonomy places the organism in Eukaryota, Viridiplantae, Streptophyta, Magnoliopsida, Malpighiales, Euphorbiaceae.
UCUAAUCUCCAACACUAAAAUAUGGAUUAUCUCAUAAGCGAAUUGCCGGACGAAAUCCUCGAGAGCAUAAUCUCGCAUUUGUCGAUAAAAGACGCAGCAGCAACGAGCAUCCUCUCCCGCAGAUGGAGACACUUAUGGGAAAACAUUGAUUAUCCUAUUCUCGACAUCGACCUUGCAGCUUUAAUCUCCAUCUCCACGUACGAAAAUCUAUCUUCACAACCUGUAAGAAGCGAAAUACUGAGUUUAGUGUCGACCAUCUUGGAUCGACAUCAAGGCUCAACCAUACACGAACUCAGAAUUCGUUUUCCGUAUUGGAUUAAGACAGCCGUUAAAAAGAAAGUUAAAAGUCUUUUUCUACAGUUCAACACAUUGUGUGGUAAUUCUAUUACAUACACUUGGCUAUUCGAUACACUUCCUUCCAGUUUCAGCUCUCUCGUAUCUCUUCGCCUCGUAGCUUUACAUUCUUUAUAUUCUCGAACAUUGAUCGACUAUUUUUUAUUGAAUUCUCCGCUUUUAGAGGUGUUGUUCAUUCAAAGGUGCUCUGACUUGACAAACUUGAAAAUUCACUGUCCGAAGCUAAAACAUCUUACUUUAAGUGACAAUGAUAUUGGAUGUCUUGAAAUAUCAGCACCAAAUCUCGAAUCUUUCAAGUGUAGACAGGAGUCUGAGCCGAUCCUUCUGUUUAAAACUGUUCCGUCUCUCAAGCAGAUAUCUUUGGAGGGAUUCGACUCUUACAGGCUUAUAGUAAGUACUUAUCUAAACCCUAUUUUGGGUUUGCUAAGUCAACUCGACUCGCUUGCAUUGACAAAACUACACCAUGCUGAUAUAAUUUCUAGUCCUAUCAUAGAUUUUCCUAUUCUGAAAAAUCUCAAGCAAUUGGACCUCUCAGUAAGUAGGUAUCAUGAUCUAGUCGACACUCUCACUCCGUUGAUGCAAGCUUCGCCGAAGUUGCUUAAUGUAUCGAUCAUCAAUUUGGGUAGUCGUGUAUCACUCCAUUCAGAUGCGUUGGUUCGAUUGAGACGUAGGCUACCUUCAUCUGUAGAGUUAAGAUUAUUUAUUAGUAUCAUUAGCUCAUAG